Messenger RNA from Ctenopharyngodon idella (grass carp), 2637 nucleotides. RefSeq names its product queuine tRNA-ribosyltransferase accessory subunit 2 (gene qtrt2). NCBI's taxonomy places the organism in Eukaryota, Metazoa, Chordata, Actinopteri, Cypriniformes, Xenocyprididae. The record is from RefSeq and is a predicted model, not a curated record. Bases 174 to 1421 code for a protein of 415 amino acids. The transcript has 9 exons. Gene Ontology annotation, molecular function: tRNA-guanosine(34) queuine transglycosylase activity.
CAGCUCUCUGCCGUAGAAAUGUUAUGACGUCGUAAAUGUGAGACGCAAGUCAAAGCGCUACGGAAUAUUUCUGCGACUUGCAGUUCUUCUCACAUGUUCUGCUUUCUGAAGCAGCUAAGAGCAAAUUGAUCUGAGAAACCUCCACAUUAGGAAACUACAGCUCCACAAGUAGGAUGAAACUGGAACUGUCACGAGUGGUACAGGGAUGUCGCCUGGGGGUUUUGACUGGACUGGGAAAAUCAGGGCAGCACUCACUAGAGUUGCCCGGCUGUCUCCUGUACACUCGCUGUGCAACUGUUCCCCAUCUGACCCAGGACACAUUACACACUUUAAGCGACCUGCCAUCAGUCACACAAGUGUCUGUGGAUAGCCUUGCAGAGCAUCAAGAGGUUCUGGAGGAAUUCAAAGAGGGUGUCAGAAAGUUUGCAGGUCUUCAUGAUACUGUGCUUUUCUGUUCUCUGCAUGAUUCUGCGAACACCAGUCCUGCUGGUCACGUCACCAACAAGACCGUGUCGGUGUGGGGCAGCGGUGGAAGGAUAGAGCUGACGGCGGCUCGGUUCAUGGCGAUUCAGGCAGCUAUCCAGCCGGACUGCUAUCAGAGCAUGGCGGACGGAGAGACCUGGCAGGUCAAUACCUCUCGCAAGAGAGUCCGUAAAGCAGUGGACAGGACUCUGGCCCAUCUGGAUGAAUGUCUGGUGUUGCACCAGAAAACACAGGAAUUAAAACAUGCAGAGAUAUUCGGGGUUGUGGAGGGUGGAGACAUUAUGGAGGAGAGGCUCCGGUCGGCACGAGAGACUGCCAAGCGUCCUGUGGGCGGAUUUGUCCUGGAUGGAUUCCAUUCUGCUGCCAUGGACCAGGAUGUGAGGUCUCAGCUGAUUAGAGCGACAACUGCAGAACUUCCCCAAGAAAAACCCAGGUUGGUGUUGGGUAUUGGCCGUCCUGAUGAGGUCAUCAGCUGUGCUGAAGCAGGAGUCGACCUGUUUGAGAGCGUCUUCCCCUUCCAGGUGACGGAGCGGGGCUGUGCACUCUCCUUCGACUACACCAUUGAUCCUGACCCUGAGACGGCAGGUACAUCAGCCCCUACAGUGCUGGAACUCAACGGAGAGAUGCCUGCUGUCAAGAAGCUGAAUGCGAAUGGAGAUGAAAAUAUGACGCCUUUCGAAAUGAACCUCAAAGAUAAAAGGUACCAAGAUGAUUUCCGCCCACUUGUGGAGGGCUGUGGCUGCUACUGCUGUAAAAAGCACAUGAGAGCGUAUGUUCAUCAUUUAUUGGUGACCAACGAGCUGCUUGGUGGUGUUUUACUCAUGCUGCACAACAUGGCACAUUACCUAGGGUUUUUCAAAGCGCUGCGGGAGGCAAUAGCCAGCGACCGUCUGCAGGACUUUAAAAAUAGAGUGCUCUGUUGCAGAGAAGGUGAUUGAAAUGAUUGAAGGACUUUGGGCAAAAAGAAAAGAUGAAAAAAGAAAGAACAAAAGAACACCUACAUGAGAGCGUACUUAAGGCUUUGAUGUGGUUUCAUGAAUAUAAAGCUGGAUUCUGAUGCACAUGCUCUUGCCAUGCAAAAUAUCAGACAAAAAGUGCUAAUGUGAGUGACAUGGCAAACCUUUUAAAUUCCCAUGGCUCAUCUUAGAGUUCACUUAGAGUUGGAUUUAAAAUUUGCCGUCUGCUGCAUCAAAUGAACAAUUUCUCUCAGAAGGAGCAUAAAUAAUGGAGAAAAAUUACCUUUUUAAAAGAGCAGCUCUUGCUCAAAUUCUCACUUUUUCAAGCCCUGAAAAAUUUCCACCUGCUGUUUUCCUCAGCACAUAUUUUUCUGACUGGUUAUACAUUUAUUUUGGAAAAUGCUGCAUUUCUUUCUUUCUUACAAUUAUGGUAUUGUAUAAUAAUAUUUAUUAUUGUGCAUUAUUAUUAUUAUUGUAUAUAAUUGUGAUGCUGUUUAGAUUAACAUUUUGCCCUUAUGUUAAGUUUUAAACUUCUGCAAAUCUAGCUUACUGACUUUUUUGUAUUUGAUUUUUCCGAUCUUUACAUUCCUCUUCAUUAAGUAUUUUUAACUUUACAAUAAAUGCACCGCAGAGUGCCUGUAAACCUUUUAGCUGUGACUAUAUUUACAACAUAGCACAGCCUAAAGUGCCUUAUUGCUUUUAUAAAAGUUUAAUGUUAUGUCUGUGUAUAUUUUAGCACGGCUAAAAUGCUGUCUUGACCAAUCAGGUUCCAGGGUCGUAACCAUCCAUUUUAAUUGUUGUUUUAUGACCUAAUUAAGGAUGUGUGAGUGCAUUUUGAGAGUGAGUACUGUAACAUUUAUUCAUUUGGUAGACCUUUUUACUCAGUGCAACUUACAAACAAGAAAUGCUGCAGCAGCGAUUUUUAAGGAGACAAUAACAUAAGUGGAGCAAUACAAAGUUUCAAAGUUGGCCAUGUACAAUCUAGUACUGAGAUGUAGGCGUAAAAGGGCAACAGUACAGGAUAUUCCUUUAAAUACUUAAGGCAGAGUGUGUUGGAGUGGGAGUGUGUUAAAGCACAAAAGUGAGAACCUGUGUUAGGUGCACGCUGCAGAAAUUGGAAAUCAAAGAGGGAAUCAAUGGUUUGCAAUGUCCUUAUUGAACUAAAGCUGUUUUUCCCCAGAUACAGUGGGGCCAAAAA